Molecule: messenger RNA, 2538 nt
Organism: Diatraea saccharalis (sugarcane borer)
Lineage: Eukaryota; Metazoa; Arthropoda; Insecta; Lepidoptera; Crambidae
Source: the annotation of a GenBank genome assembly
AUGGCCUCACGCACCCCGUCCCUUGAGUCGCUGCCCGGUGCCAACUCUAUAGGUUCGCUAGAGCGUGGCUCCUUAUCACCCCUGACUCUUAGCGGUUCUUCGCCUCCUGCGAGCGAUUCCGCCGUAUGUGAUCUUCGUGAAUUCGACGGCCUCGACACCACCUGCGCGAUCUGCCGAGAAACUUUCGUCGACCCCAAAGUAUUAAACUGCUUCCACACAUUCUGCCGAGCUUGCUUAGAGAGGGAGCAAACGCAUCCAGAUAAAGUUACUUGUGUCACUUGCCGCGUCGACAGUCAGCUACCGCCGACUGGUGUUCACGGACUGCUGCCCAAUCUUGUGAUAGCUGCUGCUGUAGAGCAGGACGCUGAUCUCCUGCCAUCGUCCCGUCAAACGAAUUCGCCCUCAGCUCGCUGCACAGGGUGUAAAUCUAAAGAAUCUGACGCUGUAGCUCGCUGCGUCGAUUGUGCAAACUUUCUCUGCCCGAACUGCGUCAUGGCGCACCAAUUCAUGCACUGUUUUGAAGGUCACCGUGUACUUGCGUUCACGGACUUAAAAGAUGACAAGGGUAUGCUCGGAUCUACCCUUACGACGAGUGGUGAUAAAACCGCGUUUUGUCCAAGACAUAAGAAUGACAUUCUGAAAUAUUUUUGCCGCACAUGUUCCGUGCCCGUCUGCAAAGAGUGCACCAUAAUCGAACACCCGGCCGCUUUGCACGAUUGCGAACAUUUAUCUGACGCUGGCCCUAAACAGCUAGAGCUUAUGCAACAAUCAGUUAACGAAGCUAAAACGCGAGCCACUGAAAUCAGGCAUGUAGUGAAAACUGUUGAACAUGCCGCUGGGAAACUACAAGUACAGUAUCACAAAGCUCAAAAUGAAAUUAAUGAUACGUUCCAAUUCUAUCGCUCUAUGCUAGAAGAACGCAAGCAGGAAUUACUGAAAGAACUUGAAAGUGUAUUCUCGACAAAACAAAUUGCGCUGACCGUAGUCGGGCAAAAAGCUCAAGAGACUGUCGAUAAAAUUUAUCAAACUUGCGAUUUUAUGGAACGCCUUACCAAAUGCGCUAACAUAGCUGAGAUUUUAAUGUUCAGGAAGUUGGUAGACAACAAAUUACAGUCGCUGAUGAGUUCCAAUCCCGAACAAAGCAUGCAGACAGCCUGCGAACUUGAAUUUGUUUCAAAUUAUCAAGCAAUACAAGUUGGUGUGCGUAAUACUUUUGGAUAUGUGCGUUCUAGUUCAGAAGCGAACGUAGGUCCGACUAAACAGCCACCUAUUGCUAGACCUACCAAUGGUUCACUUUUGAAUGGUGGUUCAUCAUCCAGCAGCAGCAGCGUCAACGGUAGUUCGGGAAGCCUUAAUGGUGGAAUCCAUUUGCCGACUGGUCUAAAUGGAGUUUUGGAUCGUCCGUUCACCAACGGCCUCCUUGGUCCGACAAGUCAAUCGACGUCGCCAUUCGAGUCAAAUAUUAUUUCUAAGAGAUUCAACAGUGCCAACAGCCUUGGACCAUUCUCUACCGCUAUUGGAGAUAUCAAUUUGAACGGAAUCAACCCCUAUGAGAAGUGGUCUAACGGUGGAUGCGACCCACUGUUCCCAGCCGCCACUUCUGAUCCGUACUCUCUUACGGCUGGGGCACACAAUGAUUCAAUUUUGGACCUUACUAACAAACUAAUUUCUACUGCCAUUUUCCCUCCGAAAUCACAAAUUAAACGACAAAAGAUGAUUUAUCACUGCAAAUUUGGAGAAUUUGGCGUCAUGGAAGGUCAGUUCACUGAACCGAGUGGUGUCGCCGUCAAUGCUCAAAAUGAUAUCAUCGUUGCCGACACUAACAACCAUCGUAUACAGAUAUUCGAUAAAGAGGGUCGUUUCAAAUUUCAAUUUGGGGAAUGUGGAAAACGUGACGGUCAACUAUUAUACCCGAACAGAGUAGCUGUAGUUCGCACAUCCGGCGACAUCAUCGUCACUGAGAGGUCACCGACUCAUCAAAUUCAGAUUUACAAUCAAUAUGGACAGUUCGUUCGUAAAUUCGGCGCAAAUAUUCUGCAGCAUCCGCGUGGUGUCACCGUUGACAAUAAAGGUCGUAUUGUUGUCGUGGAAUGUAAAGUCAUGCGUGUAAUCAUUUUCGAUCAAGUCGGUAAUGUACUACAAAAGUUCGGAUGCUCCAAACACUUGGAAUUUCCAAACGGAGUUGUGGUUAAUGACAAACAAGAAAUCUUCAUUAGUGACAACCGCGCGCACUGCGUCAAAGUAUUCAAUUACGAAGGCAUUUACUUACGCCAGAUCGGUGGUGAAGGGGUUACUAAUUAUCCCAUCGGCGUUGGCAUUAACGCAGCUGGCGAGAUCCUUAUUGCAGACAAUCACAACAAUUUCAACCUAACUAUAUUCACACAGGAUGGUCAAUUGGUUUCCGCGCUGGAAAGCAAGGUGAAGCACGCACAGUGCUUCGAUGUCGCUCUCAUGGAUGAUGGCUCGGUCGUCCUCGCCAGCAAAGACUACCGGCUGUACAUCUAUCGUUACGUGCAAGUACCUCCAAUAGGUAUGUGA